Aspergillus heteromorphus CBS 117.55 is the source of this 3716-nucleotide messenger RNA. RefSeq lists its product as uncharacterized. Gene Ontology annotation, molecular function: DNA binding; DNA-binding transcription factor activity, RNA polymerase II-specific; zinc ion binding. Lineage: Eukaryota; Fungi; Ascomycota; Eurotiomycetes; Eurotiales; Aspergillaceae. Bases 226 to 3423 code for a protein of 1065 amino acids. The record is from RefSeq and is a predicted model, not a curated record. The transcript is spliced from 9 exons. Gene Ontology annotation, biological process: DNA-templated transcription; regulation of DNA-templated transcription.
GUCCCUUUAAAUCCACUCGUUUCCCUCCCUCCCCUUCGGAUCGCCCUUUCGCCCCCUUGAGGAUUCCGCCCGGUCCGUAUUCUAUUAUUGUUAUUUUAUUAUUAUUGGCAACCCCAAACACCCUUUGUCUUAUCUGCCGACUUGUGCAACCCUCAGAUAAGAGCAUGCGGUCGUCAAGUUCCUGAAAGUUGAAAGAGACAUCCAACACCUUCUGCGCCGUCCAUCAUGUGGUCGACAACCCCCCGUUUCCUCCUCAGCCUCUACGGGCUGUUAUUGUUUGCCAUCGGCCUGGCUCGCGCCGAUGUCAAUUUCAUGAGUGUGAGGCCCACGGUGGCCCAGGAUUACUCGGGGACAGGAGGGACCCCCGGGUCCAAGUAUUUCAAGGAGUCUAGCUUUCAUUACCAUUAUGAUGGACGCUUCGCCUCCAAAGUCCUACCCGAGGACAAGACCGUGCCAUACCUGUCGGAACUCAUCCGGACCUACCUGUCGACAAUGGAAGACCUCGGGGCGGAGACCUGGAUAAUGCACGGAACGCUGUUGGCGUGGUGGUGGAACCAGAAGAUCUUCCCAUGGGACAACGAUAUCGACGUGCAGAUCUCCGAGCCGACCAUCCAUUUCCUGGCCGAUUACUACAACAUGACGGAGCACCACUUCGACAUUCCCGGCGUGGAGGGCGGACGGACGUACCUGCUGGAAAUCAACCCCAACUACAUUGUCCGGUCCACCGACGACAAGCUGAACGUCAUUGACGCGCGAUGGAUCGAUACCUCGUCCGGGCUGUUCAUCGACAUCACGGCCGUGCGCAAGGACGACGACAGGCGGAAACACGGCGACGACGGCUCGUUGAUGUGCAAGGAUGGCCAUCGAUUCGAUGAAACCGAAAUCUUCCCGCUGCGUAACAGCUACUUCGAGGAUGUCCCCGUCAAGAUCCCCUUCGAAUAUGUCCGUCUGCUCAAGAAGGAGUACGGCUCCAAGUCCAUGACCGCCAGCGUCUUCCAAGGCCAUCACUUCAACCAAAUCACUCAAGUAUGGGACAAGCUCAAGAACGGCUCGGACAUUGUGCCUGGCCCGCUCUUCGCCCACGACUCUCAUGUGUCCUCCCACGCCUCGCAGGACAGCCUGCGCAGCUGCAUCACCUGUCGUCGGAGAAAAGUCCGCUGCAACAAGAAGACCCCCUGCUCGAAUUGCGUCAAGGCCGGCAUCCAGUGCAUCUUCCCCCCGCCCGGACGAGCGCCCCGCAAAUCCAAACGGCCUCAGGAUGCCGAACUCCUGUCCCGACUACGCCGCCUCGAGGGCGUCAUCGAACACCUCAGCGAGAAAAAGGGCAGCGGUGCCGCUUCGCCCUCCGAAACGCCCUCCCCAAACCUACCACAGCGCAGCGAGAAUGCUCCGCCCGUCGAACUUCCUGUCAUCCCCGCCGAUGCUGGGCCCGAGGGCUGCCCGCUUGGCAUGGAUCCCGCCAAGUUGGAUCCCGCAAAGCUAGGCAGGCGAAGCAUGGAACAUGAGUUUGGUAGGCUGGUCAUCGAUGAAGGUCGGAGCCGUUAUAUCGAGGAGCUGCAGGAUAUUCUGGAUCCAUCGUCGUCCGAGGACGAAGAUUACCCCUCCCCCGAGUCGUCUUCAAGCCAUUCAAACCAUGACGGGUUCUUGUUUGGGUUCUAUUCCCUUUCGCACUCGCUACACGAGUUUCUGCCGCCGAAAUCGAAAAUCCCGCUGCUAUGGAAUACUUGGCUGGAAAAUGUGGCUCCCUUGACUCCCAUUGUCCAUAAAGCGACGGCCAGGCAACUGUUUCUUACUGCUGCCCAAGACCCGAAUAGCCUGGACAAGAACACCGAGGCAUUGUUCCUUGCGGUGUGUUUGGUGUCGAUUAUCAGUAUGUCCACGGAACAGUGUGUGAUCCAAUUUGGCGAAGAGCGGGAUGCCGCUGUGAAGCGCUACCGUUUCGCUGUUGAGCAAGCCUUUGCCAAGGCGAAUCUCCUCAACACCCAGAGUUUGACGCUUCUGCAAGCAGUCGUCAUCUUCUUGAUCGGUAUUCGCCGGGAGGACGACACCAAAUUCGUGUGGUCUAUGACCGCGCUUGUCCUUCGCCUCGCGCAGGGACUGGGCCUUCACCGCGAUGGCAUGAACUUUGGGCUGAAGCCGUUUGAAACAGAGAUGCGCCGACGACUGUGGUGGCACAUCUGUCUGUUGGAUAUUCGGGCGGCAGAGGAUCACGGGAGUGACGCUCAGAUCCAUGAACGGUUGUAUGAUACUCGACUUCCGUUGAACAUCAACGACGACGACAUCACGCCGGACAUGACAGAGCCUCCCACAGAGCAUGUCGGCUGGACAGAGAUGACCUUCUGUCUGAUUCGGUGCGAUAUCACUGUUGCCGUGCGCCGGGUGAGCUACGCCUGCCCGAACGGCCAUUUCGCUGCAAGUAUCCGACAGAUCAACCCCGACAACUGCGGCCAGCUGAUCCGGUCCAUCAACAACCGCAUCGAGGAUCGAUACAUCAAGCACUGUGAUAUGAACAUCCCCAUCCAAUGGGUCUGCGCAACCAUUGGCCGCCUGAUCCUGACAAAGCUUUGGCUCGUCGUUCACCACCCGAUGACCCGGCCUGAGCGCGGACUCAACAUCAGCCACGCCAACCGCGAGAGCCUAUUCGCCACAUCCGUCGAAGUCGCCGAGUUCCAACGCCUCAUGGGCGCGGACCAUAACACCUACAAAUGGAGCUGGCUAUUUGCCACGAACAUGCAAUGGCACGCCAUCGCCUACAUCCUCUCUGAGCUCUGCGUCCGCCCACUCAGCCCCUUGACAGACCGGGCCUGGACCUCCGUCAGCACCCUAUACGGGGACUGGAUGCGAAACAGCAAACAGCGAAAGGGCAUGCUCUGGCGUCCUCUCUCCCGCCUCAUGAAGCGAGCGACCGCCUUCCGAGCCAGACAGGAAGAGAUGCGCGCGCAAAUGAGCGCCAAUCCCCGCCCAGCCAGUGACAUUACCCUCGCCGAUGGCGCCGCCCCUGUCAUCAUGCAGCCCCCACUCCUCCCCCUCCCCCGAGCCCUCGACUUCCAAUCCUUCCCAGAAUCAGAACCAGAGCCACCCACCACUACCACCAAUAUGCCUGAUAUCACCACCACCACCACCACCACCAACGGCCUAGACAUCGACAUCCGCCAAGGUCCAGUCGACCUCAUCAACGAAAUCUUCCCCGAUACCGACUGGCUCAACCCCCAAACUGCCGCUAAUCUACACCUCCCGACAGGCUUAGGUCCGUCGAUAGACACCUCCGGACAACCGACAGGACCACCAGGCCCACAAGGCGAAAUACCGAACCCGAACCUCAAUUGGGAGGAAUGGGACCAGGUCAUGAGUGAUUUCCAGAUGGACCUGGGAGGGUCGAAUUCGGUCAAUCCCUUUGGGAAUGUCUUGGAUUGGCUUGCUUGAGCAAUUGCAGUUGAAGUUGUUGCGGUUACAUUUGUGGUUGUGGAUGUAAAUGUGGAUGUGGAUCUGGAUGUGGGUAUUUUUUCGUUUUUUGUUUUUAUGUGAUACCUCGAGAUAAAAAUGCGGCGGCCCUGGUGGCCAGUCAAUAUGUGCAUGCGGGACCGGGACGGUCAGAUGGAUGUUCUGGUUUCGCGUUUGAUCUAAUUUUUUUUUCUCUCUCUCUCCUCUCUGUAUGAGCAGCAGAAGCAGCAGAACUCUCCAUUCUAUGAUAAUGAAAUAAAAUAGAUUAAUAAAAC